CCCUGAACAGGUCUGUCCCCUCAAAGGGGAGGCGCUCUGGUUACACUUAAUGCUGCUGCUUCCCUCUCUUGAUGGACUUUGCUUUUUGUUUUUAUCCCACUCUCCCAUCUCAAGUACCCCCAGCUGCUUACCUAUGUUGGCUUAUGGCAUCGACUUGCGAUCAUCCUUGCAUUAUUGAUGCGCUCCACGGAUAGGUUUACAGACGGGGUAGGGACCUCCGCAUUUUUGGUACUUGUAGAUCUUCUUGGAAAGGCUACAUGAGUGCGAAGAAAAGCAAAUACUGCACACAACCUGAAUAAUUGCAAACCCACCUCGCCCGCCCCAUUCAAGACAGCCUCGUUUUGUGCAUGCAUGACCGCUUAAGGUCGCAUAGCAGAACGUGACCGGCAAUUCGAAAGACGAAGGUACCAAUCAGUCGAAACAGACCACAGCCAUGGCUAGACGACUCCAUCUGGAUACUUCCAAUUUGGGAGCAAAUCAGAGAUACUCAUUUCUCGAAACCCCCUUGGAAAUGCAGACCGCAGGCUUGCAAAUUCCUCCACAGCCGCCGCAGCCGGCGACCGUGCCGGAGACACAUGCGACACAGCAAGAACAGGCUCCGUCUGAGCAAGCUCAGCUGCCACUGAACGAAAAGUCACAUCCCCUCCCAGAAGGAUCGGACCCCUCUCAUUACCCCAAUGGUCCGAAUAUAGAUCACCACCCAGCGAUCUAUGCGCCCUUCGCCGACGAGACGCCUCAGCCAGAGCAGCAUCCCGACGCAGUGGUGCCUGACUACUCGUAUGUGGUCCCUCCAGGCUCUCCGGGGCCACUUCCAAUCAAGACGAAUCCGGCGGCCCCGGAACAAUAUUCAGAACGCCUGCCCGUCGCUGUGGUACCGGAUGCAAAUCCGCUGCAAACCCCGCAAAUGCCUCGUUUCCCUCCGCCUGUGGCAUCGGGAGCACCCCAAUCAGCGGCGGAUGGUUCCAUGGUGUAUCACCAACCAGGACAGGUAGCCCAUCCUAACCAAGCGGUAAAGGGUGGAACGUGGAGUCAUAGCUUGUGCGAUUGCUCGAAUAUCUGGACCUGCUGUCUGGGCUUGAUCUGUCCUUGUAUCCUAUAUGGUAAAACACAGUAUCGGCUUUCCUUGUUGUCAAGAAAAGAGGACCCAACGAACAUGCUAGGGUACGAGACGUGUAACGGAUCGUGUACCGCGAUGGCCUUGCUAUGUGGAUGCCAAUGGCUAUUGGCGACUGUCCAACACACCCGUACGCGUAAAGCGUACGGCAUUCGAGGUGACAUUGCGUCUGACUGUGUCCGAGCAACCUGCUGCACAUGCUGCACGCUCAUUCAGGAUGAAACGGAGAUCAAGAAACGUGAGGAGGAACGGGGAAAGGCGGCCAGAGCCACAGGGACAUCUUUGGCUUCGCCUUAUUUACCACCAGUCCAGAUGUCUUAUGGGCCUCCCCACGGUAAUCGCCCGAUUGCAUACACCUGAGGUUCAUAAUUAGGGCUCUACUCAGGCUUGGAGACCCGAUCAGCUGCGAUAAUUGAUUGUGGGAUUCUUUUUCAUUCUUCCCACAGCUACAUUUCCAUUCCUCUCGUCUGGCCCUAUUUGGCUCCUUGUAUACCAUGUUGUGCGACUCGGAAGCAGCCUGUUAUUUUCCGCGAUUCGACACUGGAAUGCUAUUGCUUUGACCAGAUAUUCCGGUGGACAAUGACAUGUUCUCCCAUGCCUGAUUCAUUAUCCUUCUCUCACAAACCUCUUUGCAUCCGGCGGUGGCCCUCUGCACUUUGGCGUUUUGCUUUGUCACAGAUUCCCCCUUCUACUAUUCUCUUCAAUGUUCUUGGACCGGUCGGUUCAGGGCCACCUUUGUACAGAGACCAUAAUUCAUGUACAGUUGAUUAUAUGAUACCAAAAUGUUGCCUUGCCUCAAACUAUAUUUGAUUUCUGGGCUGAUGCGCAAAUAAUAAAUAACUAUUUCGCUCUUCAGUAGCCACAUUCUACUGAGCUUUAUCCACUGGAGCUCUUCAGGCGCCAAUUG
Aspergillus melleus is the source of this 2021-nucleotide messenger RNA. RefSeq names its product DUF614 domain protein. The record is from RefSeq and is a predicted model, not a curated record. The transcript is spliced from 2 exons. Bases 434 to 1474 code for a protein of 346 amino acids. NCBI's taxonomy places the organism in Eukaryota, Fungi, Ascomycota, Eurotiomycetes, Eurotiales, Aspergillaceae.